UUGUUUUUUGUGAUUUCUUUUAGAAUAAAAUUAUCUGUGAUGGAUAAAGAUGUAUCUCAAGAUUAUCCAAGGCUUAAGAAUUCCGUGCAGCCCGUCAACAAGUCGCAUUCUCCUGGUCUCCCCCUAGUCUAUGCUAACACUUUCCUGAGCGCAUCAUUUGCGGAGCUUUUCACAUUUCCCCUGGACGUAACCAAGACGCGUUUGCAUUUGCAGGGCGAGGCGGCUGAGACGGCAGGCAAGGGACGUGCCUCACGUGGCAUGUUGGGGACCUUCCUUGGCAUGGCGCGUGAAGAGGGAUUGCGUGGAAUUUACGGCGGACUCUCUGCCAUGAUUAUCCGAAACUUGUUCUUCAAUGGACCUCGUGUUGUAUUUUACGAUUUCAUAAGGCAACAGCUCAUCUACGUUGACAAUCAGGGCAAGGAGGUGUUAACUGUAUUUCGUGGCUUCCUGUCGAGUUGCCUGGCGGGAUGUGCGGCCCAAGCCAUUGCCAAUCCUUUGGACAUAGUCAAAAUUCGAAUGCAAGUUGAGGGAAGACGACGUUCUCUUGGCUAUCCGGCGCGUGUCAGUAACGUAAAACAGGCAUUGGAGUAUAUCUAUGCAAAGGGCGGCGUUAAGGGCUUGUGGAAGGGCGUGGGUCCUAGCUGCCUUCGGGCCAUGCUACUGACAACCGGCGACGUAGCUUGCUACGACUUGAGCAAACGAAAUAUUAUGUCUGUAUUUAACCUCGAAGAUGGCCGCUUUGUUCAGUUCCUGGCCUCGAUAUCGUCCGGAUUAGCAGCCGGGGUUUUGAGUACGCCCACCGAUGUGGUCAAGUCGCGUAUCAUGAAUCAGCCGGUCAACGAAAGUGGUCAAGGAAUGCACUACAAGAACGCUUUUGACUGCUAUUACAAGCUGAUUACGCAGGAAGGUAUCAUGGCAAUGUAUAAGGGAUUUCUACCCUGCUGGUUGCGUGUUGGUCCUUAUAAUAUAUUUUUCUGGAUUGCUUUUGAACAACUGCUCAGAAUGCAGGGCCAAAGUGGCUUUUAAGCUACGAUACCCUCCAUUUGUUAUGUAUAUGUGCAUAUGUAUGUAUGUAUCAGGAGUAGAGCUGAAUUUGAUAAGAAGAAUAUCACAGAUAGAAAUGGACAGAAAAUAAUAUAUAAAAUGCGAUUAAUGUACUCGGAUCUGUCAUUUGCAUAUCGAUUAAAAAUAAAUAAUAUUGUCAUCUCUCUGUACGUCGCCCAGCCCUAUAUUAAACUUUAAAUCGAAUUCAAAACGAUGCAAAGCCAGGCAAUGGCAUCACCUAUUUUUAUUGACGCUUCAAAAUCGUAUAAAAUUACAUGUGCUUUAUACAAAUUUGCAUAAUUUAUUAAAUGAAUUAAUGUGUGUG
Molecule: messenger RNA, 1369 nt
Organism: Drosophila innubila
Lineage: Eukaryota; Metazoa; Arthropoda; Insecta; Diptera; Drosophilidae
Product: mitochondrial uncoupling protein 4C-like
Exons: 2
Coding region: 40-1026 (328 amino acids)
Biological process (GO): response to cold
Source: RefSeq, a predicted model, not a curated record